Messenger RNA from Zophobas morio, 589 nucleotides. RefSeq lists its product as uncharacterized. NCBI's taxonomy places the organism in Eukaryota, Metazoa, Arthropoda, Insecta, Coleoptera, Tenebrionidae. The transcript is spliced from 4 exons. The record is from RefSeq and is a predicted model, not a curated record. Bases 1 to 555 code for a protein of 184 amino acids.
AUGAUUACUACAACUAAUCUCGUUUUGUUUAUUGGAGUGAACUUCAUUGUAGUGGAGGCGUCAGAUACAGGUCCUAUCGGCCCGGUAACCGUUUACGAAGUCCAAGACUGUGAUCCAGCCUUAGACGAGUUGAAUUUCGAACUUACGCUACUCCAGGACGUGGAUCAAAAGGAUAAAAUAACGUUGUCUUUCAGUCUGCCGUUUGAUAUUGGCGUAGACGCAACGGUUAGUGUUGACGCCGACAAAUUUGAUGGUUCGGACUGGCAAAAGAGCGCGUUUGUGGUUGAGAACAAACCAGCGUUUAAAUUUUUGAAUGAUUUUGUUUCGCCCAUCUGGAACAAUUUUAGGGAACAAGCGGUGCCGAAGAUUGAGAAACCCAGUGAAAUGCUGGCUGGGGACUAUAACGUGGAGUUGUUUUACGCUCAUUAUAUGGAUAUUAAUACACCGCAGGUUCCAUACGGGAGGUUUAUGGCAAGUGUGUAUUUAACGGUGGAUGAUGUGGACGUUGUUUGCAAAAAGCUGGAAGUCGAAUUUACGCCACCCGAUUCGAUGUAAGUGGGGCGGGUAAUGACUUGAUUCGGUUGUAAUA